CACCGCCCCCCAAAACCCCGAACUCUUUCUUGAUCUGAUCUCGUCUCUGCUGGAAGCUAAGUUUGUUGCUUGCACCGUCGAGAAGGGAGUUUAGAGAGAGGGAGAGAGAAUUAAGGAAGAGGGUGCCGAGAUGGGGAGGGACAGCUUGCCUACCUUGGCCAUGGUGAUGGUGCAGCUCGGCUUCGCCGGCAUGAACGUGGUGUCCAAGCUGGCGCUCGACACCGGCAUGAGCCCCUACGUCCUCAUCGCCUACCGGAACAUCAUCGCCGCCGUCUUCCUCGCCCCCUUCGCCUACUACUUCGAGAGGAAGAGUGGGAUGAUGAUCACCAAGAAAGUACUUGUCCAAAUAUUCUUCUCCUCCAUUUUUGGCGCGACGCUGAACCAGGUGCUCUACUUCGUGGGGCUCAAGUCGACGACUCCGACGGUGGCGUGCGCGCUGAGCAACACGCUCCCGGCGCUGACGUUCGCCAUGGCGGCGGCGCUGCGGAUGGAGUCGGUGCGGCUGAGGGCGGCCGCUGGGCAGGCCAAGGUGGUCGGCACGGUGGUCUGCGUCGGCGGCUCCAUGAUCAUGCCGUUCUACAAGGGCCCGCUCCUCAGGCUGUGGGCCUCGCCCAUCCACUGGCGGUUCGCCGAGAACGCCACGUCGGGCGCGGCGGCGCCCGCGGCGGGGCACGCCGCCGUCCUCGGCGACGUCCUCAUCAUCCUCAGCUGCGCCGCGUGGGCCGUCUGGUUCAUCAUACAGACCAAGAUGUCGGAGCGGUUCUCGGCGCCGUACACGAGCACGACCAUCAUGUGCCUGAUGGCCGGCGCGCAGUGCGCCGGCGUCAGCGCCGCCAUGGACAGGACUGUCGCCGUGUGGAAGCUCGGCUUCGACAUCAGGCUCUACUCCGUGCUCUACAUCGGCGUGGUCGGGUCGGGGAUCGCGUUCGCGCUCAUGUCGUGGUGCAUCCAGGUGCGCGGGCCGCUGUUCGUGUCCAUGUUCAGCCCGCUGAUGCUCGUCGUCGUCGCCGUCGUCGGCUGGGCCAUCCUCGACGAGAAGAUACACGUCGGCAGCGCGAUCGGGUCCGUCCUCAUCGUCGCCGGGCUGUACGUGGUGCUGUGGGGGAAGGCAAGGGAGAUGGACUCGCCGGCCGACCUCGACGGCGUCGGCGUCGGCGGCGUGGAGCUGCACGGCAAGAAGGACGCCGACGCCGCGACGCUGCCGGUGUUCUGCACCACCACCACCACCACGACGACGGCUCCCAAGCACGAAACCACCCGAAACGGCUGCACCAACUGACUGCACGCAAACGCAACACGUCUCACGGGAAGUUCCAUGUGUAGGAGCAACUGGAGUGAGUACGUGCAUCUGAUCUUGCUAGCGAUAUUGGGGUUUGGGAUAUAGACAUUCGCAGCUAGUUUGUUAGCUAGGUAAAAGGAGGGAAAAAUGUUGGGAGCUGUGAGAGUGUACCUGUGUGGAGGGAUCGAUGGUUUGGUGGCUUGCUUUUCUUGACAUUAAAAUGGAGUGGUAUUUGGGUUCA
This is a messenger RNA of Oryza brachyantha (malo sina), 1520 nucleotides long. Its product is annotated as WAT1-related protein At1g09380-like. The record is from RefSeq and is a predicted model, not a curated record. The transcript is spliced from 5 exons. Gene Ontology annotation, molecular function: transmembrane transporter activity. Lineage: Eukaryota; Viridiplantae; Streptophyta; Magnoliopsida; Poales; Poaceae. Gene Ontology annotation, cellular component: plasma membrane. The coding region runs from base 131 to 1279 and encodes 382 amino acids.